GUUAUAGUCCUACAGUCCAUUUGGUACGACACAACUCGAACUCAUUAGAUUAACGCGAUUAAGUUCUAUGUUCAAACACGGAUUCAGAUAGAUUGAUAGCCGAAACAAUUGAAAUCAUUUUGUUUGUUUUUUGCGCGACAUUUUUUCAACAUUGGAGAUAUUUUUCGUGCAAAACGAUUUGCAGUGAAACCUCCAAAGUGAGCAUUUUUUUUCGUUGCAAAAAUCAAUUGAAUUGGCAUUUCUCAGUACACCGUUUAUCAGAAAAGGGAUAAAACACCUCUUGAUGCGUAAUUUUGGUCAAUUCAAUUCAAGUUCUGUGUUAUUCUGAAAUCACAACGAAACCAUCAUUGCAUUGCAUUGGAAUUGUAGUGAGAAUAUCGAAUGAGAUUCAAGCAAAACGUUGAAAAUUGUUCACGGCGCAUAUUUUGCAUAUUGAGUGCCUUAGCCACAUUGACAUGGCAGGAGACACAUUUGAUACGUCUGUUUGCCCUGUGAUCAAUGAUUUUGUUGUUGUUUUUCAAUCUCUGUGGAAGUGUGUUGUGACAACAACACGAGGUCGAAUACGCAACAGAGCAUCACUCCAUUUUAACUUCAUCGUAUCAGGACCAGGAGGAUAUUGAACAAAUUCCAAAUUGAUUUGACAUUCAUUGAAGCGACGCCUCAUUUGAUUCUGUGUUUGAUUCUACCAAAAGUUUUCGAAGAACACUAAUAUCGAAUCUCACAUUUCAAACAACUAUCGAUUCAAUAAGUUUGUUCGUUUAGUGUUGCGUCACAGACAGUUCAAACAAAAUGCGUCGAGCUGCAUCAAAUUCGACGGCGCAGAAAGGCUUACGCCUAUUCAAAGAUUUCUUUGUUGAUUUGAUGAAAGACGACCAAUACGAUUGUUUGCAACUUGCUUAUGAUCCGGACACAGUUGGCUUGUAUGGUAUUGCAUUGAGACGUGACAGAUACAAGAGUAUCGACGAAUUUUUGACCGACAUCGAUCUGUUGGCCCAAAGAUACAUAAGAGGUUCCGAUAGAUACGAGGCAGCUCAAUUGUUCAAAGAAUCUUGCCGUGCAGAAGCCGACACCAUCAAAAAGUGCCCGGAUUGCUACGAAUCUUGGCUGAAUUGCAGCAAGAAUUUCUUCGAAUGCGUGUGCACCCAGCCUCAUUUAGUGGUCUUCGCUAAGGUAGAUGGCUUUCCAAUUUGGCCAGCCAAACUGACAGCGUUCAAUGAUGUCCUCAAAGAGGCCACCAUUGUAUGUUUCGGCGACCAUGAAGAAGCCGAAAUACCAUUCGCUAAGUGCUUCUUGUAUUCGAAGAAAAUUAAACGUGAAAAGGCGUUGAAUGCAAAGCAGAAAAUACAACUCGAUAAAGGCUACAAGGAAGUCAAGAGACACAUCAAAAACGUCGUUGAUAGAUUCGGUUCGUUCGUUCUGGCUCCAACUAAAAGAGCCAUAAGUGAUGUGAAACAGCAUUUGAUUGACAUGAUCCCGGGUGCUUACGCAUCAGAAGGGUCAAUGACAACCGAUAGGCAUCAACCAUGCGCAACGCCAGAUGAAGCUCGACGUUCGGCUGAUAGCACUGCUGAACAUUCUGCGAGUUAUUCAGCAUCGUCUGAAUGCGAUAUUGAUGACGCGGAUAUGCAUCUUCCAGGCAGCAUUGAUAUCAAAUCCGAAGAUUUGGACGAUCAACAUCAGCCAGAAGAUCUAUCAGCCCCAAACGAAUUGCCAAUCGAAAUGGAAAUCGCAGGAGUGGUCGAAAAUUAUUCACACCAUGACGAUGAACAAGAUAUUGGCGCAAACGAUGAUUACGGUGACAGUGGUCAUUUGGUCAUGAAUGGAAAUCUGCCGACUACUCCGCGUGCGGCUAGAGACGACUGUUCUUUCUUGCGGCAACAAUCCACACGACCAGCACGCGAGGUCAAAAGCGAAGAUGCAACCAUAAUCCAAAAUGGUCCAAAUCGUCGAAAGCGUCAAACUGACAAUUCUGCCAUGGUGAACAAGCGAAACGUUCCGGAACGAAACAAAAAGGCCAGAGCCGCUGGAACGGGCAAUUCAUCACAAGCGAAUGACGAAAAUGACGUGGUCAUACUAGAUGAUGACGAUGGUGAUGAUCAGAAGGAAUUGCUCAAGGAUUUAUGCGAAAUCUCGGUGAAAAUAGCUGACCACGAACGGGCCAUUCGAAGUCUGAAAGAGCAAAAAGAUCGCAUUACAAACCAAAUUCUUACCAGAUAAACGGAGCCAUCACGCGGUCAAACCAUCUCAAAGCGAAAGAAGCAGAGAUAUAUUACAUUAAUGAUAAAAUGAACAGAGACAAGCGAAGAAACCAUGUUACACAAAUGAUCGAUCCUAACCAAAUGUAAUUUGAAGAUUAAAACAAACAUUUUUUGUUGGUAAAUGAAUAAGUGAAAGAAUUUCAUUCCUAUUGAAUAAAUGAAAGCAAGCAAGCA
Messenger RNA from Sitodiplosis mosellana (orange wheat blossom midge), 2432 nucleotides. RefSeq lists its product as uncharacterized. The record is from RefSeq and is a predicted model, not a curated record. The transcript has 5 exons. NCBI's taxonomy places the organism in Eukaryota, Metazoa, Arthropoda, Insecta, Diptera, Cecidomyiidae. The coding region runs from base 790 to 2217 and encodes 475 amino acids.